AUGGUGGAGGUACUCAGAUUUGAUAAAUUACAAAGAGAAAAGAAUGCUGCAACUUAUAAACCCUUGAUGGAUGAAUUGACAGGUUGUGAUCUUCCAGAAUUCCUUGUCAAACUGGAAAGCAUUCAAGAAUGGGAUAGGUCAAGGGAUGACCUAUUCGUUUGGAUCCCAGUAUUGAAUAGAAUGGAUGAAAUAUUGCAGGGAAUUAUUGAUAAAUAUAAAUACAAAACUACCGAUUACAAAAAAAAUGCUGUGAAAUUGAUUGAAAUGUCAAAGGAGGAUGAAAAAAUAUGUCUCACGUUAACACAAUUUACAGAAAGAUUAUUAUUCAAUUCCGAACAGAGAAAUGUGUAUUCGUCAUUGGAUGUCAUGGAUAACUUGUUGAAUUGUCCAAAUUAUAAGGUUAAAUUGGAUGCUAUGAAAGUGUUGGCUAUAAUGGGAGAAAGAUAUGCUCUUCUUAACCCAAGAUGGGAAAAUAAUCCAAUGUUGUCGAAUCAUAAUUUAAAAACGAAGGCAUUAAAACUAGCAUUAGCAUUACAAUCAUCUGUUAUUGAUGAUGAUGGUGAGCAUUUUUCCUUGGUCGACCUAUUUUUAGAAAAGAAGAAGUUUCCAUCGAAAUGGUCCAAGUUUAAAUAUUCCUAUUACAGUACUAAAGAGACUAAGCCACACAGUAAUGGAGGAGAUACAGGCGAAAGCUCCUCAUCUUUGAAGAAAUUGGUAUUGACAACUGAGGAUCUAACCUCCCAUACUUUACAACAAUUAUUUGAUAAAGGUAUGGCCAUUCUGCCUCAUGAGGAUUGGUAUGAAUUUUCUUUAAAAGUAUCAGCCGCCAAAUCAUUCAGUGAUGAUUCUUCGGAUAAUUUAGAACUGCGAAACAUUAUAAUUAGAACGAAGUUUAAUGCCAUUGCAUUAGUGAACACUAUAUUUGUACCACCUCUUGUAAGCUCCAAAUUGUUCGAAAUUGAUCCAUAUGCAUUUAAUAGUUUAACGGAUUUUAUUUCACUAACAGAACCACAAAUUCCAGAAGAUUUACGUUUAGAUGCACUACUCGCACUAGAGUGUAUAUCUUUGAAACAUGUCUGGUGUUCAGAUAUUAUGCGGAAUCUAGGUGGUAAUAUGUCACACGGUUUGAUGUUCCAGAUCUUACGUAAACUUGCAAAACUUCUGCGGGACGAAAAAUCUCAAAUUAAUGAAGAAUAUAACGUCAGAUUCUUCUAUGUCAUUUCGAAUAUUGCCGACGUAAAGAUGUUACAUGAAUCCCUUCUGGCAGCUGGACUGAUCCCAGCGUUAUUAGACAUUAUUUCGAUAAAGAUGAAUAAUCGAAGAAGAACUUUAGCAUCAGCCACUCAUUUGCUGGAAUCUUUCAUAAGAAAUACCGAUUCCACCGCUGAAUUCAUUAGUAAUAAUGGUUUUAAUAUAUUAAUUAACUCCAUUACUGAAGAAGUUAACUUUGCAUUAGAACAUCCAGAAUUUGGGAAACCACCAAAAUAUUCGAUUGUUUAUUAUUCCAUUUCAUUUAGACAACUUGCGUAUAUCCGAAGUUUAUUAAAACUUGUUUGUCGUCUACUAAAAACAGAUGCUGGUGACAGAAUUAGAAAUCUAAUCGAUUCUCCUAUUUUGGUUUCAUUGAAGCAAAUAUUACAAAAUAGACCCAUCUUUGGUUAUACCUUGAUCACAUUCGUGUUAGACAUUAUUCAAAUAGUGAUCAAUUCCGAACCUACAAUUUUCCCUAUUCUUUCGGAGGCAGGAAUAAUUUCCUGUAUUGUCGACCAUUUCCCAGACCUUAUUGGACCUAAUUACGAAUUAUUUACACUGCUUCCAGAUGUGAUUUCAGCAUUGUGUUUAAAUAAUGAUGUUUUAGAGACAGUAAAGAAAAAUAAACUUAUAGAUACAAUAUUGGGAAAGAUUUUGACUGAUAAGGAAUGUGCUUCAGUUCUAUCAGUACAUGAGGGCCCAUCUGAAAUUGGAACGGCAAUAGAUGAGCUCGGACGAUAUUACCCACUUUUAAAGGACAAUGUGUUAGACGCAUUUGUGAAUCAAACUUAUUCUCUCUUGAAGGUAAUAGAAUUUCAGCAUCCUAUUAUCUAUGAAUCUUCAAAGGGAGACCAGUUUUUCUAUCAUUCCAAAAAUGAAGAAGUUAAUGAUAUGGAGGACGAUGCAGACACAUUAGCCUUUUGGGAUUUAGAAAGUUAUGCUCCAAUUCUAGAAUCAUAUUCAUGUUUGUUCUAUGGUAUGAGCCUGGAUAAUACGUGUUUAGCAAACCUUCCAGAGAAGAUACCAUUCGAUGACUUGUUACCUCUCUUUGCAAUCAACAAUCCUACAUUUGAUUAUGUCGAUUCUGACACAAUGCUAAAUUUUGUUGAUGUUUUGCAACAUUUUGAUGAUAGAAGUAAAGAUUACAGUUUCCCAACAAUAAUGAAAUCGUUGAGUAAGGAACUCAAAGCUUUAGAUUCAUUUCUUCAGUCCUCCAAUGACUGUAGUUUCUUUCUUGAAACAGAUAAGGAAUCAGAAAGAAUGUCAGCUAGGACCGUGAUGAAGGCUUUGGGUCAUCUUUCGACACUUCUUUAUAUCGUAACGAAGGUAUUCAUCAAUACACAAACUUUGUCAGAAAAGAGACUUGUUCAAAUAACAACUUUUUUUCAGAUGGAAGGGUUUGCUCUUAUCAAGAACCUUCGCUUGUUGUUUCAGAAGUGUGCUUUGGAAGAAAUGUAUAUCAGCAGGGAUUUGCCAGACGAUGUGAGGGUUAACACCAUGCCGGAACCAUUCGGUAACGUCCCUCCAAUUCAAAUCUACGUUGAGAAGCCGAUUAAGGAGAGAAAAUUUGAAAAGAAAACAUCCACUAAAUUUAAGAAUACGUUCGAGGUAAGACGUCUCACCAACAACUUACAAACGUAUACUUCAAUAAUAUUCAGAUGCUUUUUAAAAUUGGGAGAAGGCAAAUCUAUUGACCCAGUUCUUCAUGAUCUUAAAACAGAAACACAUAUUUUUGAUGAAGUCGUCACUGAAGUAUUAGAACUCCGAAAUGCUGUGCACUUGAUGGAUAAUCUGGCCUAUUCUUUAGUCUUAUUGAAUUUCAACUCCUAUAUCUUCACUUGUCCAAAGACGGCUGUAAUGCCAUCUGAUUUAUUGCAGACACUGCCUGCCGUCAUAUUUUAUCAAAAAGGCGGUUACCAAUUCUAUGCUGAUUUUGUCAUUGAUUUAUUUUCCAAGAUGACAGAAAUUAAAGACUUGACGUUAAUGGAGAAUAUCGAUUAUGUAAAGGACUCUGAAGAGGUAUUAACUUUAAGUUGCUUGAUUAAUGCUCUUACUUUCCUUAACCGUUCAAUGCAAAAAGAGUUGAUGACAAACAUUAAUUCCCUACUGAAAUAUUACUCAAUAUCAUCGGAAAAUGACAUAAAUUUGGUUGAAAAUUUAAUUUUUCGAAUCAAAUUACUAUCCUUGAAGAUGAUUACCGAAUUGGAUCAGCAACAUAGUUUAUUCGGAUCCAUUUCAAAAUCGGUUCCUUACAGUGUCUUCAAGCAAUUUCUAACCAUGUUGAAGAACUCUUUUAAAGGAGAUUAUUCAAGUUCUUGCUAUCUUUACAAGAUUAAAUGGCAAGAUAUAAUUGAGAAGUAUAAAAGAUAUAAAAUUCUACUAGAAAUAGGUAUGAAGGAAGAUGAUGCUAAACUGUGCCUAGAAAUAAAUUGUGGAGAUUUCCCUGAUAGAGAUUUCGAAUAUCUACUACCUGGUCAAUAUGAAUCACUGGAAAGGCUUGUUCCUGACUUACAAUCUAAGAGCCGACCAACAUUGGAAUGUGUGGAUGACAUUGAGACCCGUGAACUGAAUGAAUUAAGGUUGAAAUUCUAUAAUGAUAGCUUGCCACAAAAGAUAUUUAAUGUUCUUCCUUUCUACCCAAAGUUGGUGAACGCAUUCGCGCGAAUGUUGUUGCAACUAUUUGAAUGCUAUAGUGAAACUGGCUCAAAAUUUGCCAAGAAUAUUCUAUUGAAAAUCCAGGAAACUGAUAUUGCCGAUAGUGAUACAUUGUCGUCUUAUAUACACCUGUUGGGUAUAUUCUUGAACGAGAAUAAGAUAUAUGAACAAUCGGAAGACCUCAUAGUAUUAUUUUUGAAUUAUCUAGUGCAGUACUUGAAACCUGAACACAUUAAUACGCCGUGGUUUUCCAAAGCAUUAUUCGUUUAUGAGAUUAUUUUAACGAAAUCUGAAUUGCCAACAUUUGAGAAAAUAGGGUCGUUUGUCAAAUUAGCUUUAGAUCCUGAAACUCCUACUCCGAUCUAUAAAAUACCAGAGAUCAUAACAGAACGAGUAUUUGAUACGUUGGUGAGAGUUAGCGAAAUAACGAAUUUUUACUCUGCUUUGGCGGAAUGUCGUAUUUUGUUGAUCUAUGCUAGAAACGAAGAAUACGCAAAUGAAAUUGCAAGAUCUGGUAUAUUUAAUAAAUUAUUAAAAGUUAUUGGCUCUUAUCAAAAAUCGGAUAAGAUUAACUUUUUAGAAUCGUCCUUCCUUUUAUUAGCUCGUAGGUGCUUCGAAACUACUGACAUAGUGACUGAACUUAUUCGCUAUGAAAUUAAUAGAAGCUUUGCCCCAAGGCAAUUGAAUUCAGAAGCAAGUCGCGAAGUGUACUUGGAUGCUUUACUUGAAAGUAAGCCACAUAUAUUUAUGAGGAACCCAGCGAAGUUUGUAGAGGUUUUGUCUGAGGUUGCUCGUUUUGAUGAUUUUGACGAAGAUGGAGAACUAAUGGGAUAUACCAUGGUUAGACAAAAAACAAGUAAGGAUCCGAAACUUACAAAUUCGAAAACAGAAGAUGACCUACCAACCGAUACUCCACAAAGAAGCGGUAUUAUUCAUCUAUUAUUAUCACAACUAAUGGCUGCAUCAGAAAAGGACUGGCAAUCAGAGCCAGCUUCUCAGGACCAAAGUCACAAUUCUCACAAAAGAAAACCAGAAAAAAUUGACCCUCGGAAAAAUCCAGUCUGUGCCUAUAUGAUGUUUCUUCUUAAAAUACUUGUUGAACUGGUAAGUAGCUACAAACAUUGCAAGUUCGAAUUUCUGACCUUUGAUAAAAGAAACACGUAUAGCGAACGAAUUCGCCCAAGAAGUACUGCAUUAAAUUUUUUCCUUUACAAAUUAUUAGAAAAGACUGAUGAUCAUCAUGAUGAUAGAUAUGCUUCGAAAAGAAGGGAAGUCAUCGGCUCGCUCUCUAGAGCAGUAAUAGUUGGUUUUAUUUCAACCGUUCAAAACAGUGAACAUCAAGAAGUAAGCUUAAAGGAUAUUGACCCCGAUAUGUCAUUUAUUAGACGAUUUACGACAGAAGUAAUGAUAAAAGCUCUAAAAACUUGUAGUUCCUCUUCCGCGUUAGUUGAGACUAAUGUUAAUAAGUUAGAUGCAUGGUUUAAAACAAUUCGGUCUAUGCUUUACAUACAGGCACCUUAUGUGAGGGCAGUUUUAGACUCAAAUAAGGUACGCAGUGAUAGAUAUCAGGUGUGUAAAAUGAUGCUCGAUUUGAACGUUCCAGCAGCAAUAACAGACUCGAUAGAGUCUUUAGAUCUGAAUUAUCCAUCGAGCAAGCGUCUUUUUAACAAUGCAGUUGAGGCAUUAAAUGCUAUUAACUCAACUAGGAUUGACUUUGCUGAACACUUCCAACUGGAAAAUGACGAGGACGAGGAUGACGUCGAUGAUGAGUCUGAUAAGGAAGAACCUUCGAAUAUGUUUAGAAAUUCUGCUCUCGGUAUGUACGAUGUUGAUGAUAUUGAAGAAGACGACGAAGAAGAUGAGGAUUCACUAAUUGGGGAUGGAGAUGCCAUCGCAUAUGUAGAUGGUGAUGAUGGCGGAUUUGAGGUCAUUUUUACAGAUGAAGAGAGAAGUGAUCAUGAUCAUUUAUCAUCUGGGAGUGAAUCUGAAAGUGAUAGUGACUCUAUUAAUGAAGAAGAUUACUCCUCGACCGGUAUGUCAAUAGACAUAAAUGAAAAUGGAAGCUAUGGUGAGCACUCAGAUAACGAUGGGUUUUCUGAUAAUAGCUCUUUUACCUCGUCUGGUUCAGGUGACAAUAUUGAAAUAAUUGAUGUUGAUGAAGAUGAUUACGAAUCUGGUCUCGAUGUAGAUUUAAGUGAUUAUAAUGUAGACGAAUCGGACUGGGACUCAGGUCUUUCAGAUUUAUCUUCGUUUGGGGAAAGGGACAGUGAGGACGAUGAUGAAGAUUCCCAACGUUCUGAAAGGACUGGUCCAACCCCCUCAAUUCAUGGGCAUCGAUGGACGCUAACAGAUGAUGUAGACAUAUCCGAUGAAGAAUCCGAUGAAGAAUCAAGGGGAGUAUUUCAAGGAAUUGAACAUAUUUUCGAUACAGAUCAACAGAGUUUACUUAGAGUGGCUGAAAGUUUAACACAACAUAACCGCCAUUCAUUAUUACGUGACUCUCAGAGAUCUCACCACCCUCAUGCUCGGUCUUCAUUAUCCAUAUUAGGGGGUAGCAAUAGACGCCUCCAAAAUACUCUCAUUAACCCAUUGGGACCAUCAGGUCUUGAACAAGUGGAGAAUGAUAUGUCCGCGCAAUUAACAAGCGUUGGAUCAGGUAUACACCCGAGAACCGAACGAACUCACUUUGCCGAUGUACUCUUUUCAGGAGAAACGUUGGACGAUAGGAUAGUUGAUGGCAUUGUUUUAAAAUCAUCAAUAGCCAGAUGGAAAGAUAUUUACGACAUGUUUUAUGAGACCAGAAACUAUAGUGCAUAUCUCCUUCCUACAAUUAUUAACAAACUAUACACUAAGAGCUUAAAUUUCCAUCAUGAAUUAGACACUGAAUCCCAGUCGAGCCAAGAGAAAGUCGAUCAACCUGACCGUACAAGAUCGGUAACAUGGCAGCAACCGACCGCAAAUGGCGCUAUAGAACCUGAAGCGGUAGUUGCUAAUGAAGAACAUAUGGAAUCAGAUGAACAUGAUCCAGUUUAUGUUAAUAUCGAAGGUACGGAUGUUGAUAUUGGUGGUACUGAUAUAGAUCCUGAAUUUCUCAGUGCAUUACCAGAAGAGAUAAGAGCUGAAGUCUUUACCCAACAUGUCCUGGAACGCAGAUCUCAGGCAGUAAAUCAUGAAAUACAUUCUCGAGAGAUCGCCCCUGAUUUCCUUAAUGCCAUCCCGGAAGAUAUUAGAAACGAGAUAGUUAGCCAAGAGAUGGUACAUCCACAUUUUAAUGUGCAGGACACUACGCACAGUCAUACUGACAAUGUAGAUGAGUCCUUAAAUACGUCACAUGGCCAAAUUCCAGAAACUAUUAAUGCUAGUGGUAACCCUCUGGUUCCUAUCAUUAAGAAUAAGAAGCCUUCACAGCCCUUAUAUUUCGCACCAAUGCUUGAUCGUUCUGGUAUUGCAGCUCUAAUGAAAUCUUUGUUUAUUUCGCAGCCUUAUAUUCAACGAGAGGUGUAUCAUGAACUUUUCCUCCGUUUAUGCUGUAGUAAACAAAAUAGGAAUGACAUAGUGAAUAUGCUCCUAUUUAUACUAACAGAGGGUAUUAAUGACCAACAUUCUUUGGAAAGGGUUUACUCUUCAAUAUCUAUAAAAGCUCAUGGUAAUGGGAAAUUACAGGGAUUGCCUGUGGUUCACCGUCAAUUGCCAGCAGAUUGUACUCCUUUAACGGUAGCGAAUCAGACAAUCGAGAUCCUGCAUCAUUUACUUGAUGGAAAUCCGAUCCUAAGGUACUUCUUCAUUACUGAGCACGAAAGCCUAUUAGUUAAUAAAUCACUAUCAAAAAAUAAGAAGGAUUUGAAUACAAAAUACGAAAAAUGGCCAAUUAAAUACCUGUUUACCCUUUUGGACAAAAAGAUAAUUACCGAUGAAACAGUUUUAAUGGACUUAUUGAUAAAAAUUCUCCAGUUGUGCACCAAUCCGAUUCGUAAGAUUCAAAAGAACUCUAAUAAGGAUACAUCCAAGCGAAAAUUACAUGUUCCUGUUAUUGAUGUUAAAGAUUUAACUAAAUUAGUUAAUGUUAUAAGAUUGGAUAGCUGCAAUACGAAGGUUUUCCAACAGACGUUGAAUGUAAUGUACAAUUUACUGUCUCUUGAAGAUUCAAUCCAGGCUUUCACAAACGGAUCAGUUACUUUGGCAAAUUCAGCGAUCGAAGCUUUGGUUCCUGACCUUGACCUGCUAAAUCAAGAAUGUUCUACCAUGGAUACCACAAAAGAAAUAUCUUCGAAUUUAAUACAAAAAUUUACUCUUCCAAGUUCAGAUCAGGCGAAGCUUUUAAAGGUUUUAACCACGAUUGAUUAUUUGUAUACACACAAGAAGGAAUUAAAUCAAGAAAAUCGGUCAAUAUUAAUCAAAUUGUAUGAUAGUAUUGGCCUCGGUUCAGUCUGGUCAUCAUUGAGCAAAUGUCUUUUACAAUUUGAAAAAGCCAAAGGAUUUUCUACUUCAGCUACCAUCCUUCUACCUUUAAUAGAAUCGCUGAUGGUGGUAUGUAAGCAUAGUAAAGCAACUCCAGAGAAGGUAAGAAAAUACGAAGAAGAAAAGAAACUUGAUUUCGCAAAGCUCUCUGUUGAAAAUAUGUUUUUCCCGUUCACAGAUGUACAUAAGAAACUUCUUAAUCAAAUGGUCCGCUCUAAUCCAAAACUAAUGAGUGGUCCGUUCGCUCUUUUAGUUAAAAACCCUAAGAUUCUAGAUUUUGACAACAAGAGAUAUUAUUUUGUUGCAAGACUACGUUCUGAUAUUAAGGAGGCACCAAAGUUACCAAUCACAGUUCGCCGUGAUCAAGUAUUCUUAGAUUCUUAUCGAGCUUUGUUCUUCAAGAAAGACGAAGAGAUAAAGGAUUCAAAAUUGGAAAUAACAUUUAAAGGAGAAAGUGGUGUCGAUGCCGGUGGUUUGACAAGAGAGUGGUAUCAAGUUCUAUCAAGGCAAAUGUUUAAUCCGGAUUAUGCCUUGUUCUUACCAGUAGCGUCAGAUAAAACGACUUUCCAUCCAAAUCGUACAUCUGGAAUAAACCCAGAGCAUCUGUCCUUUUUCAAGUUCAUUGGUAUGGUUAUUGGGAAGGCGAUACGUGACCAAUGUUUCCUUGAUUGCCACUUUAGUAGAGAGGUGUAUAAAAAUAUAUUAGGAAAGCCUGUAUCCUUACGAGAUAUGGAGUCGUUAGAUCCAGAUUAUUAUAAAUCUUUGGUUUGGAUCUUGGAAAAUGACAUUACCGACAUUAUUGAAGAAACCUUUUCUGUUGAGUUGGAUGACUACGGAGAACAUAAAACUAUUGAUUUGAUCGAGAACGGUGCCAAUAUACCAGUAACGGAAGAAAAUAAACAAGAGUAUGUUAAGAAAAUUGUAGAGUAUAAAUUGAAUACGUCUGUUAAAGAGCAGAUGGAUAAUUUCCUCAGAGGUUUUUAUGCCUUAAUUCCACUAAAUCUAAUCUCAAUUUUUGAUGAGCAAGAGCUAGAAUUAUUGAUUAGUGGAUUACCAGAUAUCGAUGUUGAUGACUGGAAAAAUAAUACUAAUUACGUGAAUUAUACGAUAUCCGACAGAGAAAUAGGUUAUUUCUGGAGAGCGGUGAGGUCUUUUGAUGGUGAAGAACGUGCCAAAUUGCUACAAUUUGUUACAGGUACCAGUAAAGUUCCUUUGAAUGGAUUCAAAGAGUUAGGUGGGGUUAAUGGUGUUUGUAAAUUCUCAAUUCAUAAAGAUUAUGGUUCCACCGAAAGACUUCCUUCAUCUCACACCUGUUUCAAUCAACUGAACCUACCUGCCUAUAAUUCUUAUGAGACGUUGCGUGGUUCAUUAUUGAUAGCUAUAAAUGAAGGGCAUGAGGGCUUUGGUCUGGCUUAG
Naumovozyma castellii is the source of this 9780-nucleotide messenger RNA. RefSeq names its product E3 ubiquitin-protein ligase TOM1 (gene TOM1). The coding region runs from base 1 to 9780 and encodes 3259 amino acids. NCBI's taxonomy places the organism in Eukaryota, Fungi, Ascomycota, Saccharomycetes, Saccharomycetales, Saccharomycetaceae. The transcript has a single exon. The record is from RefSeq and is a predicted model, not a curated record.